Messenger RNA from Kwoniella botswanensis, 1446 nucleotides. RefSeq lists its product as uncharacterized. The record is from RefSeq and is a predicted model, not a curated record. Bases 1 to 1446 code for a protein of 481 amino acids. The transcript is spliced from 2 exons. NCBI's taxonomy places the organism in Eukaryota, Fungi, Basidiomycota, Tremellomycetes, Tremellales, Cryptococcaceae.
AUGUCUGCUGAUACUGAUAUUGUAGAAAAGAGAUACCUAUCGCUGCACGAGCGAUACAGCGUUUGUAGGCGCAAUUCGACAUUCCCAGCCGUCGUCGUAGUUGUGGUCGCAUAUCCUAAUUCUUCGGAUCUUCCCUCAACCUCAUUCCUCGAGCAACGGAUCACCGAGCUUCAACAGCAUUUCCCAUUACUGUACGCCAGUGUCGAAGGUCCACGAACUACCAAACCAUACUUUCAGAGUCGAGAGGAAGUAUGGCCACCUUCUGAAAUCCUAUUUCAUACGACCUACACACCUCUUUCCGAUUCGAAAGAAGAACUGGGAGAGGUAUUCUGCAAAGAGCCCGAUGUAUUAGCUAAGAAGCAAGAUUUCUACUCUGGUCCCAGUUGGCAAGUCCGACUACAUACCCAUCCUGCUCAUUCCAGAGCAUAUCUGACAUUGGCGAUUGAUCAUAUCUAUAAUGAUGGUCGAGGCCUUAUCGCCCUUCUCGAUUGUCUUUUGGCCGAUGAUAUAUCCUCGUUACCGUAUGAGAAGCUCUCCAGUAUACCCAGAGUAGAAGAAACCAUAGAUAUGAAGCCUUCAUUAGGGUAUUUCCUUCCAAUCGUAUUUGACAAACUGCUAUUACCGAAACUACCAAACUUCAUACAAUCCUACUUUAAAAAAUCACCUACUUGGCCAUCGAUAAGUAUCCGACAGGGUCCCAUCGGUUUACCAGCUGGUCAAUCUAUCAUCGCAAUUCCCCUCGACUUGCUUAGCAAGCUCAAGAUCGUCUCCAAGGAACACGGUAUCAAAACUUUACAUGGUCUGCUCAAGGCCAUCUACAUGGUUGGUGUAUGGUCCGUCUACCGACAUACCCUCACUCCGUUCAUCAUACGUGGCUCUACUCCUCGAUCAGAGAGAGAUCCGGCAUUGGGUCAUCCUCUGUGUACUGGUAAUUAUGUCAGUUCGCACAAAGUGGAUAUUCCCUUAAAAGGGGAUGACAAGUUUUGGACAAUCGCUAAGAAAGUAUCAGACAAUCUUAUCGAUCCUCAAUCGAUCAAAUACGGUAGAAUGGAUAUGGGCAUGUUAGCUUGGGUACCAGAUGGUGAAUUUGAUCCACCGCACGAAGAUCCUCGUCGUGCGACCAAAUGGGAAGAUUUCUUUUUGACUCAGGCAUACUCUGAGACCCCCUUCAACGAGAGUUUCAGUUUCUCCAAUUUGGGUGUAACGAAACUGCCCAAAAGAGCGGAAGAUCUGAUAUGGGGUCAAGAAGCUUCGCCUUAUGCACCGCCUUUUAACGUGUGCUUGAUCAGUCAUGAAGGUGGGUUGAGGUUGGUCACGGUGUGGAAGGAGGGGUCAGUCGCGGUGAAAGAAGAAGUCAAACGGAUGGAGAAAGCAUUUGGGGAGGUGCUGAGGAAGCUCGUCGAGGGAGUACACGAUACGACAUUGGCGAGUCUGAUCGAGGUAUAG